AAAGUAAUUAAAUUUUGAAUAACAAAUAGACAUCAUCCUCAUCAGUGGAGGUAGAAGACGAGACGAUGUCGUUUGGGUCUUCUCUGUUAUCUCCUCCGAUGCAUAUUGUUUACCGAAAACAAAACAGAACCUCUCGCACUCUCUUCAAAGUCUCCGCAAACGUUCCCGAUUUUCUUUCUGCAGACUGGUUUGAAUCUCGCAAGAAAAAACCCUUUGGUCCGAGAUUAGAUUUCACUGCAGAAGAUGCUGUUCAUCAUCAGCUUCAAGCGUUGAAGUACAACGACCAACCCCGUCAAGAUUAUGGAAUUGAAGUUAUGUAUAGGUUUGCUGGAUUUGAUCCUUUUGAAAGGUCAACCUAUUUUGGCCCAUUCUUUGAUCUUGGUCAGUUUGAAAGGUUCAGACGUAUUUUUCACCAUUCUACUUACCGAGUCUUAUUGGGUCACAAAGAAAGAAAGAUCAUGAGCAGUUUGUUUGUGGAGGAGAACAAAUAUAAGCAGCGGAUUUGGGUUCGAGGAAGUCGACCAGAGGAAGAGGAGAUAUUUCAAUUUACAAUGGUUCAGAGGGUUGGCGGUUGCUGGGAUGGUUAUUGGCUGACAGAGUCUCUGCUUCACGACAGGGAUACAUUUUCUGGUGGGGUGGCAUAUUGAUUACAAAACAUUCAAUAAAGGAGUCAGUUUCAUGAAGCUCCAUUGCCAAAACAUAAAGUGACAUGCUAUUACUAUCCUAAUCCUCUGUAAAGUUUGUACAUACAUAUAUAUAUAUAAGAAAUUAUGCUGUAAUUACUUGUGAAUAAAUGAGGGCUAUAAUUGCUCUUUUACUGAUGAUCAAAUGUAAAAACGCUCUUUCAUUUAUCCUGCAAAGUGGUUCAAAGUUGAAGUUAUUAAGAGAAAA
This is a messenger RNA of Cicer arietinum (chickpea), 891 nucleotides long. RefSeq lists its product as uncharacterized. The record is from RefSeq and is a predicted model, not a curated record. NCBI's taxonomy places the organism in Eukaryota, Viridiplantae, Streptophyta, Magnoliopsida, Fabales, Fabaceae.